This is a messenger RNA of Engraulis encrasicolus (European anchovy), 1175 nucleotides long. RefSeq names its product golgi transport 1Bb (gene golt1bb). The transcript has 5 exons. Bases 126 to 542 code for a protein of 138 amino acids. The record is from RefSeq and is a predicted model, not a curated record. Gene Ontology annotation, biological process: retrograde transport, endosome to Golgi; endoplasmic reticulum to Golgi vesicle-mediated transport. NCBI's taxonomy places the organism in Eukaryota, Metazoa, Chordata, Actinopteri, Clupeiformes, Engraulidae. Gene Ontology annotation, cellular component: endoplasmic reticulum; membrane.
CAACAGCAUCCAGAGUGCUCAUCACCGCACGCAGGCGCUGUGGACAUUCCACCCGGGUUUCCCAGAAGACGUGGCGGUAGACUUGUAAAGCAGGGCUUGAUCCGAAGACCAGCUGAAUUUUGAAAAUGAUUUCGUUAACAGAUUCACAGAAAAUUGGAAUGGGCCUGACAGGGUUCGGAGUGUUUUUCCUCUUCUUUGGAAUGAUCCUGUUCUUUGAUACAGCCCUCCUUGCCAUAGGGAAUAUAUUGUUUGUGACAGGUUUGUCCUUCGUCAUCGGCCUGGAGCGCACGUUCAGGUUCUUCUUCCAGAGGCAUAAAGCCAAGGCCACCAGCUUCUUCCUGGGCGGCGUGUGUGUGGUCCUCAUUGGCUGGCCCAUCGUCGGGGUGGUGCUGGAGACGUAUGGCUUCUUCCUCCUAUUCAGAGGAUUUUUCCCAGUUGCUGUUGGUUUCAUCAGAAGGAUACCCGUUCUGGGGUCUCUGCUAAACCUUCCAGGAAUCAGUGGGUUGGUGGACAAAGUUGGGGAGAGCAACACCAUGGUAUAACACUAAUCAUCGGUCAAUAUGGACAUGUGCUUCAUCAUUCCCUAACAUUAUUUAUAUUUCGAAAGAUUUUGCUUUUUAAUCGUUACUUUCCUGCCUACUGCCAACACUUCAUGAAGUGGACUUGGGCAAACAAUUCCAACCUUUUUUCGACCUGGGGGAGAAAAAAAAAAAACAUUUGUUUUCCCCUCAUCACCUGGCUACUGAAGUUACUGAACUGGACAGAACCUUUUUUUUUAUGAAGAGACGAUGUGCUGCAUGAAGUGUGUUGCUAUGGUGACUGAAAAGGUGGUGAAGAUUGGGGGAUGACUUGGUCCUUCUUAUCCAGUAGAGGGCCUGUGGUCCACAUCCACACUAUACUGUGCCUCUGUGUUGGGGUCAACCGGGACUUUCAAACCUUGAGCACUCUGAAACGGCACUGAUGGAUUUGUAACCCCCAACUGUGGUGUGUGUGUGUGUGUGUGUGUGUCUGUGUGUGUGUCUGUGUGUGUGCGAUGAUGUGUAAGGAGUACAUUUUUGACAAAAACCUAGAGUCAAGUCAAAUGCAGGAGUGGAUGGGUCAUUUUUGUACAGUGCACUGUUGAUAUGAUUCAAAGAGUCAUGUUGGUGCAAUAAACGUUUACUGGAGUUUGUAAA